Brettanomyces bruxellensis is the source of this 2310-nucleotide messenger RNA. RefSeq names its product methionine-synthesizing 5- methyltetrahydropteroyltriglutamate--homocysteine methyltransferase (gene MET6). NCBI's taxonomy places the organism in Eukaryota, Fungi, Ascomycota, Pichiomycetes, Pichiales, Pichiaceae. Bases 1 to 2310 code for a protein of 769 amino acids. Gene Ontology annotation, molecular function: zinc ion binding; 5-methyltetrahydropteroyltriglutamate-homocysteine S-methyltransferase activity. The transcript has a single exon. The record is from RefSeq and is a predicted model, not a curated record.
AUGGUUCAAUCAGCAGUCCUAGGAUUCCCAAGAAUCGGAGCCUUCAGAGAGCUCAAAAAAAGCACAGAAGCUUACUGGAACGGUAAGAUUACUGCCGACCAGUUGUUGGCCACCGGAAAAGAGAUCCGUGCACACAACUGGAAGUUGCAAAAAGGUGCCGGUGUGGAUAUCAUUGCCUCGAACGACUUCUCGUUCUACGACCAAAUCUUGGACUUGUCAGCACUCUUCAAUGUGAUCCCUUCAAGAUACACCAAGUACAACUUGCCAGCCUUAGACACAUACUUUGCAAUGGCCAGAGGUUUGCAAAGAAAGGCCACCGAGACCACAAAGGCCGUUGAUGUGCCAGCUUUGGAGAUGGUGAAGUGGUUUGACUCGAACUACCACUAUGUGAGACCUACAUUCUCGCACUCGACCACAUUCAAGUUGAACGGCUCCAAACCAGUCGAUGAGUACUUGGAGGCCAAGGCCUUGGGUAUUGAGACCAGGCCCGUUGUUGCCGGACCGGUUUCGUUCCUCUACUUGGGUAAAUCCGACAAGGAUUCGCUCGACUUGGAGCCAAUCAGCUUGCUUGAGAAGCUUCUUCCUGUUUACGCAGAGCUUUUGAAGAAGUUGGCAGCUGCCGGUGCCAAGACCGUCCAGAUCGACGAGCCAACUCUCGUUUUGGACUUGCCAAAGAACGUCCAGGCUGCUUUCAAGACCGCCUACGACUACUUGGCUUCAGUUGAAGGUGUUCCGGAGUUGAUUUUGACCACCUACUUCGGCGAUGUCACACCAAACUUGGAUGCCAUCAAGGGCUUGAAGGUCGCUGGUUUCCACUUUGACUUUGUCAGAGACCCAGAGCAGCUUGAGUCUGUUGCUUCGAUCCUCAACGACAAGCAGAUCCUCUCUGUUGGUAUUGUUGACGGUAGAAACAUCUGGAAGAACGACUUUGCCUCAUCCAUCGCCUUGGUCAAGAAGGCCAUUGAGAAGGUUGGUUCGGACAGAGUUGUUGUUGCCACGUCUUCCUCGUUGUUGCACACCCCAGUUGAUCUUGCCAACGAGAAGAAACUCGACCCAGAGAUCAAGGACUGGUUCUCGUUUGCCACUCAGAAGCUUGACGAGGUUGUGACGAUUGCCAAGGCCGUUUCCGGAGCCGAUGUCACCGACAAGUUGGCCGCAAACGCCAAAUCCGUCAAGAGCAGAAAGGAGCACGAGAUCACUAAUGACUCGGCAGUCAGAAAGAGAAUGAGCGAGAUCACAGAUGACCUCACACACAGAAAGUCGCCAUUCCCAAAGAGAUUGGCCAUCCAGAAGGAGGAAUUCCACUUGCCCCUCUUCCCAACCACCACCAUUGGCUCUUUCCCACAGACCAAGGAGAUCCGUGUCACAAGAAACAAGUUCUCCAAGGGUAAGAUCUCCGAGGAGGAGUACACCGCCUUCAUCAAGAAGCAGAUCCAGGAAGUCGUCAAAUUCCAGGAGGACAUCGGUUUGGACGUUUUGGUUCACGGUGAGCCAGAAAGAAACGACAUGGUCCAGUACUUCGGUGAGAGAUUGAAAGGUUUCGCCUUCACCACCAACGGCUGGGUGCAGUCUUACGGUUCGCGUUACGUCAGACCUCCUAUUAUUGUCGGAGAUGUGUCCAGACCAGGCCCAAUGACCGUCAAGACCUCCGUAUACGCACAAUCCAUCACCAAGAAGCCAAUGAAGGGUAUGCUUACUGGUCCAGUGACGAUCUUGAGAUGGUCUUUCCCAAGAGAUGACGUCAGUCAGAAGACCCAGGCUUUGCAGCUCGCCCUCUCUUUGAGAGACGAGGUCGAGGACUUGGAAAAAGCUGGAAUCAACGUCGUUCAGGUUGAUGAGCCUGCCUUGAGAGAAGGUUUGCCUUUGAGAGCCGGUGCCGAGAGAUCGGCAUACUUGAAGUGGGCUGCCGAGUCGUUCAGACUGGCAACUUCCGGUGUCAAGGACUCCACCCAGAUCCACUCUCACUUCUGCUACUCCGACUUGGAUCCAAACCACAUCAAGGCUUUGGAUGCAGAUGUUGUUUCCAUCGAAUUCUCCAAGAAGGACGAUCCUAACUACAUCCAGGAGUUCGCCAACUAUCCAAACCACAUCGGUUUGGGAUUGUUCGACAUCCACUCCCCAAGAGUUCCUUCCGAGGAGGAGUUCGUUGCCAGAAUCGGCGAGAUCUUGAAGAUCUACCAGCCUGAGAAGUUCUGGUGCAACCCUGACUGUGGUUUGAAGACCAGAAAGUGGCCUGAGACCACCGCUUCUUUGACCAAUAUGGUUGCUGCUGCCAAGUACUACAGAAACAAGUACGCCAAGAAGAAUUAA